GUCCCCACAUUGUUCAGUUCUUUCGGUUAAAAGAUCGAUGAGAUACCGACAUGUUAUUGUCGCCAACACAUGAAGAAGAAAUCACACAACUUGUUGCAUCAGAACUCAAAUCAGCCAAGCAACUACCUAUACGACUUUAUCAAAUCGGCCGGAAAUACCGUGAUGAAGCUAGACCAAGAGCUGGCCUCUUGCGGGGCCGUGAAUUUGUCAUGAAGGAUCUGUAUACAUUCGAUGCAUAAGUAGAAGAUGCUUAUGCUUCGUAUGAUCUCGUUGCCAAAGCAUAUCAGAACAUUUAUUCAUCGUAUUGGUGUACCAUUUGUUGUGGUACGUUGUGCAUUUCUACUACCAUUAG
Messenger RNA from Zychaea mexicana, 352 nucleotides. RefSeq lists its product as uncharacterized. Gene Ontology annotation, biological process: prolyl-tRNA aminoacylation. NCBI's taxonomy places the organism in Eukaryota, Fungi, Mucoromycota, Mucoromycetes, Mucorales, Lichtheimiaceae. The record is from RefSeq and is a predicted model, not a curated record. The transcript has a single exon. The coding region runs from base 51 to 239 and encodes 62 amino acids. Gene Ontology annotation, molecular function: proline-tRNA ligase activity; ATP binding. Gene Ontology annotation, cellular component: cytoplasm; mitochondrion.